AUGGCGACAGUGCUGAGUGAUGCAGCCGAGCCAACGGAGCAGCAACAGCAGCAGCAGCAGCAACAGGAGCAGGCGUGGUGUGGGCGCACAUGGCGACUUGCACGCGAGCACAUCUGCAACAAAGACACGCUGCUGGUGCUGGCGUUGGGCCAGUUGCUGUCGCUGCUGAACAGUGGCACGGGUGUCACAAGCCAAGCGCUGGCGACAAACUACAGCGUGAACAUCCCAACUGCGCAGACCUUCCUCAACUACGCCCUCCUCGCCGCAGUGUACAUCCCCAUUGUCCUGUGGAAGCAGACAUACAGGCGUUCACAAGCGGAUGGGCUGCAAGCGGCAGCGGAAGAGGAGAAAGAGGCAACGACGGUGGUGAUUCGGGACGCAGAUGAGGAUGGCUCAGACGCACAACAUAUGCCGCAACAGAGCGCGCGAUGGUCUGUGCCAAUCACAGAGGCAGCGCAUGGACAGCACGUGCAACAUCGUGAGCAGGAGCAGCACGAGCAGGAGCAGCAUGCACAGCACCAGCAGCAUGAGCCGCUGCUUCAGGAUGAAGAGCACGCGCAGCUGGUUCGCAGUGAUGACAGGCAGUCCUUCCGAGACUUUGUGCGCACUGUGGUGUGGAAAUACAUGAUCAUUGCCGUGCUGGAUGUCGAGGCCAACUACGUGAUUGUGCUUGCGUACCAGUACACCAACCUCACCAGCAUCCAGCUGCUCGACUCCUUCACCAUCCCCAGCGCCAUGAUCUUCUCGCGCAUCUUGCUCAAGCACACCUUUUCCCGUGGGCAGUAUGCCGGUGCUGCCCUCUGCAUCCUGGGCAUUGUGGUGAUUGUGGUGGACUCGUUCUUCGCGUCAAAGCAUGGCGGCACAAACCAGGCCCUUGGCGAUGCGCUGUGCUUACUCGCAAGCGUGCUGUACGGUGCAUCCAAUGUCUCGCAAGAGCUCAUGCUGCAGAGUCGGCCUGCCGUCGAGUUUCUCGCCUUUCUCGGCCUCUUUGGUGCCAUCAUCAACGGAACACAGCUUGCAAUUCUGGACCGGGAGAAACUGGAGGGCUUGACGUGGUCCGAGCCCGUUGUGCUGCUGCUGGUUGGCUUUGCGGUGUGCCUGUUCCUGUUCACGUCGAUGGUGCCGGUGCUGAUCCGCUGGUCGAGCGCAACGAUGCUCAACCUCUCCCUCCUCACAACCGAUGUCUACGUCAUGAUCUUCGGUGUCGUCAUCUUUGCCAUUCGCUUCUCGUGGCCGUACAUUGGCGCGUUUGCUGUCAUCCUGGUCGGCAUUCUCGUGUACCACAAGUGGACGCCACACGGCCCCCUCGUGCCUGCGCUCAGCAGUGUGGAUCGAGCACAAGAGGUAGAAGGAGGAGAGGAAGACGAGGAGGCGGAGGACGGUACACAGCCGUUGUUACAGAAGAUGGUCGUCAACGCGACAUGA
Messenger RNA from Salpingoeca rosetta, 1425 nucleotides. RefSeq lists its product as uncharacterized. The coding region runs from base 1 to 1425 and encodes 474 amino acids. Gene Ontology annotation, biological process: transmembrane transport. Gene Ontology annotation, molecular function: transmembrane transporter activity. The transcript has 5 exons. NCBI's taxonomy places the organism in Eukaryota, Choanoflagellata, Craspedida, Salpingoecidae. The record is from RefSeq and is a predicted model, not a curated record. Gene Ontology annotation, cellular component: membrane.